This is a messenger RNA of Rotaria sp. Silwood2, 459 nucleotides long. The record is from the annotation of a GenBank genome assembly. NCBI's taxonomy places the organism in Eukaryota, Metazoa, Rotifera, Eurotatoria, Philodinida, Philodinidae.
AUGUCUUCAUCCUUAUUUACUCUUACGUUUCUUUUUCUGAUCUCUUUCUUUCAAAUCAAUGCUACACCUACACCUGGAUCUGAAAGUCAAGGACGAAAUUUAAUUCAAUUUGGUAGUAUGAUCGGACAAGCAUUAGGCAAAUCUCCAUUAGAUUAUAAUGGUUAUGGUUGCUGGUGUGGAUUUGGUGGUAAAGGUGAACCAGUUGAUGGCACAGAUGCUUGUUGCAAAGCUCAUGAUCAUUGUUAUGAUGAUAUUAUUCAUUCUCGAACAAGUUUCCUUUCAUGCUCACCUUAUGUCAGUUUUUAUAGUUGGGAUUUAGAUUCUAACACUCAGCUUCCACAGUGUAGAGAUGCACCAGGUUCAUGCACACAUCGUGUUUGCGAAUGUGAUCGUAUUGUUACUGAAUGUUAUAAACAACAUGCUCAUACAUUUAAUAAAUCUUUAAAAUGUCCCAAAUAA